AUGCGGCUACUCAACACCACGACCCUUGAGUUUAAGGAGUAUCUCUCGGAACCACCACGUUGUGCCAUCCUCAGCCACCGCUGGGAGGGAGAGGAAGUCUCAUUCGAGGAAUACUCUCUAAUCUUGGAAUGUCACUCGGAACCAAAGGAAGACAUGCCAACAUACCUCCGCAAUCGUGCCAAACGAUCUGAGCUGACAGCGGGCUACCGAAAGAUUCUGAACUUCUGCUCUUGUGCCAGGACCAAUGGUCUAGAUUGGGCUUGGGUAGACACCUGUUGUAUCGAUAAGAAGAGCAGUGCUGAACUGUCGGAGGCCAUCAACUCAAUGUUGACUUGGUAUGAGCAUGCCCAAGAGUGUUAUGUAUUCUUGAGCGACGUGUCGGCCCCGGAAAGAGCAGGUGAACUGCCUGAUCUCUCACGCAGUCAAUGGUUCCGCAGAGGUUGGACAUUGCAAGAACUCCUUGCUCCGAAUCGCCUGGUCAUCUAUGCCGAGCAUUGGGACAAGAUCGACCUUGCACGCACCACGAUUAUACUACGUAAGGUCCUGGUUUGCUCGGGAGGCCACAAAUCCGCAAGUGUCGCGCAACGCAUGAGCUGGGCGGCAGGCCGGGCUACGUCACGAGUCGAAGACAUUUCUUACUGCCUGCUUGGUCUAUUUGGUAUCAACAUGCCGCUGUUGUACGGCGAAGGCACUGAUGCUUUCCAGAGACUACAGCGAGAGAUUAUCACGCGAUAUCAAGAUUUCAGCAUUCUUACUUGGACGAUGCCAUGCUGGUUGGGACAUACAGACUCCCAUCGGCUAACAUUCGACUGCGUAUCACUCGAUGCGCUGGCACGUAGCCCCAACUCCUUCGAGGACUGCGGUAAUAUGAGGACCCUGGCCUUCACCGAACUUUCGCCGUCGGACGUACCCAUCCAAAUCGCGAAUCGAAGGCUAGAAUUCUACGGUCUGGCCAACGCUGUGGCAAUAGAUAACUCGCACACGAUAGAGUUUCGUCGCCGACACCUCUUUUUCGUAUUGCUGCGGUCUGCACACUCCAAACCUCCCAUGGCACAUGUCUCUGAACAGCCCGUGAUCAUAUUGCUGGGCGAGACGUUCUCAUGGCCCAACGAGCUGGGCCCGACGAGACGGUCACGGUCCUUCGACGCAUACUCACUUGUCACCGACUCGAGGGUCACAUUAACAUCACUCGACUUCGGCGGUUAUUGGUAG
This is a messenger RNA of Recurvomyces mirabilis, 1212 nucleotides long. RefSeq lists its product as uncharacterized. The transcript has 2 exons. Bases 1 to 1212 code for a protein of 403 amino acids. NCBI's taxonomy places the organism in Eukaryota, Fungi, Ascomycota, Dothideomycetes, Mycosphaerellales, Teratosphaeriaceae. The record is from RefSeq and is a predicted model, not a curated record.